UAUGUUCUCGGUCACACACACAAGAAAAACAACAAUCGCUCUCUACAAUGGCGGAAAGGUUCUCUAGCGGCGAGGCUCAAUAUUGGCCCAUGUACGGUAGCUCCCCUACCAGCACCAACGUUAGCAAUGGCGGCCCCAUCGCGUCGUUUGUCCAUCAGCUCCGAUCUCAUUCACCAACCUCCUCGCAGCUCUUUGGUUACCUCGCUCUCCUCAUUUCCAGCGGAAUCCUCCUCUUCCUCCUUGGCGUAAGCGUCACCGCAGCCGUGCUCGGUUUCAUCGUGUUUCUUCCAUUGAUCGUCAUCUCGAGUCCCAUCUGGAUUCCCGUUUUUGUCCUCGUUGGCGGGUUCUUAACGGUCUCGGGAUUUCUUGUCGGAACGGUGGCGGUAGUGUCGUGGACGUACCGCUAUUUCCGAGGAAUGCACCCGGUUGGAUCAAACCAGAUGGAUUAUGCACGUAGUCGGAUCUAUGACACGGCCUCCCACGUUAAAGAUUACGCUAGAGAAUACGGUGGUUACUUCCAUGGCAGGGCUAAAGAUGCGGCACCUGGUGCUUGACCUGAACCGGUUGGUAUAGUCUGGUUCAGGGUAGAAUUAACAGAUCCGGGUUCAAUUUAUGGAGGAGUAACACGGUUAAUUAAUGGUAAGAGAUUACAUUUUGUUUUUUUUUUGUUUCCGUUUUUAUAAGAAGAAAAAGAAUAUCUGGUAAUGUACAAGCUUUUGUGUCCGUAAUAACUUGAAAUGUAAUAUUUUGUUUGCGAGUUUUUUUUUCCACAUUUUUUUUGGGAGACGUUUGUAUAAUCAAAUGUCUUUCAGUUAUGUUUGAAUAAUUUAUUUCGAUAAAUGA
Molecule: messenger RNA, 843 nt
Organism: Camelina sativa (false flax)
Lineage: Eukaryota; Viridiplantae; Streptophyta; Magnoliopsida; Brassicales; Brassicaceae
Source: RefSeq, a predicted model, not a curated record